AUGCCUCCCAGAUCCAGCGCUCGCGUCGCCGGGAAGCGAAAGGCUGAGGAUGAGUACCAACCGAAUUCACCAGAAGCAGACCGCAAGACCCCUGCGCCAAAGAAGGCUAAGCUCAAGGCUGCAGAGGAAACGGUCGAGGUCACUGAUCGCAACACCCCUGCGCCAAAGAAGGCUAAGGGCAAGGCUACGGAGGAACCUGUCGAGACCACUAAGAAAACAAAUACCAGAUUCAAGAAGACUUCAGCCACAGUCGCUAGUAGCAGCAAGAGCAACGAUAAACCCACCACAGCCGCUAGCAACAGCAAGAACAAGGAGAGUUCCGCCACAGCGGCUCGUAAAAGCAAGGGAAAGUCCAAGGAGAAGUCGGCCGCAACCUCGAAGAGCCUCGAUAUCGAGUCCAAGGAGAGAUCUUCCGAGACCACAAACAAGGUCAAAUCCAAGGCCACGAAGAAGACCGCACGAGCAACCAACAGACUGGAGGACAUUGCCGAGAGUGAGGAGGAGAACACAGACAAAAUGGUCGACGCCACCGAGAAACUUCGUCUUGAUCUUGAGGAGGCAAAGCUCUUGAACAAGGAGUUGCAGGCCCAGAUCGACAAACUGAAGGAGAAGGCCGAGCUCGAGAAGAGCCUCGUUGCUGCCGGGGUCGCAAUGCGUCGCCACUGGUACGAUGCGUUUGAAGUGGCUCAUGGCAAGCCAGGUAAUGCUGAUGUGCAAAUGGAAGCACUGAUGGUAUGGGCAGGAGGCAACCUUCAGGCGGACAUGGCAAUGUUCAAGCUUGGUUACAUGAAGCCAUCAGAGACCGACCCCAACAAUGCCGCCGGCGAUGCGGAGAUCGACGAGACCUACAAGGCGUACUUCAACCGCUUCUACGCCAACGACUACGAUUUCCUGCUCAGCGUCUCCCACGAUAACUUCAAGCGCUGGUCUCGAAAGAUGGUUGAGCUCUGUAACAUGUCUGCCACAAUCGCCUUCAAUUGUGGCUACGUUGCGGACCAGGAUACCGGGGAUGAGGAGCUGGAGAGGUUCCGACGGCUGGCGAUUGAGUGUGCUCGGGACGAGGAGAGACUUGCCGCGCUGCACCCUGACCCCGAGACGCGCAUGGUGGCAUACGACGCCUGGCCAACUGUGGAGGAGAAGAUGAGGGAGAUCACAAAGCUGUACAACAGCAUCUGUGCCCGGAAAGCCACGGUUCCAUCCGAGUAG
Messenger RNA from Drepanopeziza brunnea f. sp. 'multigermtubi' MB_m1, 1206 nucleotides. RefSeq lists its product as uncharacterized. The record is from RefSeq and is a predicted model, not a curated record. Lineage: Eukaryota; Fungi; Ascomycota; Leotiomycetes; Helotiales; Drepanopezizaceae.